Messenger RNA from Danio rerio (zebrafish), 1802 nucleotides. It is a transcript of the gene scfd2, whose product is annotated as sec1 family domain containing 2. The record is from RefSeq and is marked provisional. NCBI's taxonomy places the organism in Eukaryota, Metazoa, Chordata, Actinopteri, Cypriniformes, Danionidae. Gene Ontology annotation, biological process: vesicle-mediated transport.
ACCUUCGAGAGACUCACAUGGGUUUGUUUUGAGUGGUGUCUGUUUGACAGUUGCUCUGUUUUAUCGCUUCUUCAGAUUUAAAAACGCCGACAUUAGCGGAAAUAUGUUGCCCGCAGAUGGUCUCGUGUGUUUCCCCGGUCAGACGUGGGAGAAGGUGCUGUCAAAGGUAAAAAAGGCUGUUGUUUUCAUGGAUGACCGGUGCUCGGAGAGUCUCCACUGGAACGGAGGAGCUGCGCUACUAUUCGAGGCUGGAGCUCGAAACAUCAAGCAGUUCUCGAGCUUUGAAGCGGGUGCACAGAAUGAACCCAAAGCUGUGUUUGUGGUCAGCACUGUGUUAAAAGGUAGAACCGCAGACAUUAUAAAGGACAUCAUUUCCCUCAGCCACUUCCAGUACUGUGUGGUUUUCACGACUGUUCCUCACUCCAUUCACCUGCUUGCUAAUAAUGUGAACGCUGAUCUGGAGGGGAACCCGGUGUUUGAGCAGUUCGAGGAGAAACUAUGUGAAUGGAUGGGUGAUAUGAACUACACUGCUGAGGUCAUGCACGCUCCCGUGGUCUUCGCCCCUUUGACAGAACACCUCCAUCUUUUACCUGCUUUCUCUAAUCUCUUUCCUUUAUUGGACGUUGAUCUUGAGUCCAUCAAUGAGAAGAGGCCGGAGAAGAAGAGAUUUGGGAGUCUGAUGGACAUGGAUGUGCAUUCUCUGCCACCUGAGCUGCAGAUUCAGAUUAAAACUCUUGCAUUGACCCUCAAUGGCCUGUUUGAGUUCAUCAGUACCCGUGAGGAGAGCUUUUCGGUGGGUCCGAUGAGCCGUCUGAUCGCAACCGAGCUGGCCAAUCUUCCACAAGCCAAAAACAGGAGGAAGACGGCCCCUAAUAAAGCAUCAGUAGUGUUUGUGGACAGAACUCUUGAUCUUACAGGAGCUGUUGGCCACCAUGGGGACAAUCUUGCUGAAAAAAUUCUAUCAGUUUUGCCACAGUUGCCUGGUCAUGUGACAGAUGUUCAGGUGGACAUGCUGGAGCUCACACAUCUGAAACCGACAACUGAUACGAAGGGCAUCUUGGCACCAGGCUGCUUGGCACAGAAUCAAUCAGCCACUGCGAAGUUGCUAUGGGAGACAAUGCUGGUUGCUAAGCAAAAGGAGGCUGUGAUAGAAGUGAGGAGGCAACUGGUGGAAGCAGCCAGCAAAGAGAACCUGCCAAUCAAAAUGAGUCUGGGCCGAGUUACAGCUGAACAGCUCUGUUCAUAUGUGCAGUUGUUUCGAGACAGUUGGGGGGCUCUGGAAAGUCACAGUGGGGUCCUACAGCUGGGACUGGCUGCUGCUCAAGCGCUCCGUCAUCCUGCUCUCCAGCGCUGGGAUGCCUGCCUUGCUUUUGAGAGACUUCUCCUGCAGGCCUUAGGAGACUCAGACCUGGCAGGGGUUCUGAAACAACUUCUUCCCCUCAUAAAGUCAAGUGAGUCUGGAACGGGUUCUGACCUGAGCAUGGAUGAUCUUCUGGUGCUGCUGGUUUAUGUGUACUCUGUGGCCAAAGAAGCCUGUACGGGUGGUUCUGAGGAGGAAAAGCAGGUGGAGAAGGUGGAGCAGGAGCUGAUUGGUGCAUUAACACUUCGACUUACCCGUGAAACCACAUUAAGCCCUCUGGUGCAGGAGGUCACAGGAGUGUCGUGUCCUGAGGAGCUGACGAUGGAGUGUGCUCACUCUGUCCUGGAGAGCAUGUUUGGGACUUUGAGGGGAGUCGCUCGUGCCCGAGACCACCUGAAGAACUUCAGCUCUGUGUUUACUCCGGGUGAUGGAGCCCACCAGG